Molecule: messenger RNA, 459 nt
Organism: Rotaria socialis
Lineage: Eukaryota; Metazoa; Rotifera; Eurotatoria; Philodinida; Philodinidae
Source: the annotation of a GenBank genome assembly
AUGCAAAUAGCAAUUAUUGUGGAAUUUAUCGUUUUAUUAAUUCUUUCAAAUAAUCGUCGUCGUUCGAUGUUUUUAAUUUAUGCUGAUUCAGCUUCCUGCCGCAAACAAGUCGAAUGUUUCGUGUGUGAUUCACGAGAAAUUCAAGCGUGUGAAGAUGCAAGAAAUUUUGCACAAGUACAGAUUCCAAUUCGUUUAUGCGAUGAUUAUUGUUUAAAAAUGUGGACACGUGAAAACGAAAGCAUAACAGGCGAUAAUAAAAUAAGUGCAUUACGUUUCGUUCGACGUGAUUGUCAUAAAGUAUUACAAUAUCAAAUAAAGAAAGCUGAAACUUGUUACAAACAUAAAAAGCAUCGGACAGAUUCGCUAUGCUUAUGUGGUUCCGACAGAUGCAAUGCGGCUGUUAAUUAUAGAAAACAACGAACUGAUGGGCAUAUUUUAAAUUUAAUUGUCCAAUCAUAA